Penicillium bovifimosum is the source of this 1044-nucleotide messenger RNA. RefSeq lists its product as uncharacterized. The transcript has 3 exons. Gene Ontology annotation, cellular component: elongator holoenzyme complex. Lineage: Eukaryota; Fungi; Ascomycota; Eurotiomycetes; Eurotiales; Aspergillaceae. The record is from RefSeq and is a predicted model, not a curated record. The coding region runs from base 1 to 1044 and encodes 347 amino acids. Gene Ontology annotation, biological process: tRNA wobble uridine modification.
AUGCCUUCUCAACCCCCACUGCCGCCCCUCCUCGCUCCAUAUGUAUCAACUCUUCCCGACUCAUCCCUCACAUUAAUCUCUUCUAUUCUUGGUGCAACGUCGAACUGGCUGGUCCUGAGGUUUUUAUAUGCUGCGUUGAGCUCAGCCAGUCCUAACGCGGCAUUUGGCUUGGACGAGCUGCAGAAUGGCGCCAAGAAGAAGGUAGUGCUGGUGAGCUUCAUGCGCAGUUAUGAUUUCUGGAAGACGGAGGCGAAGAGACUGGGCCUUGACCUCACACGUCUGGCAGAUAAGAAACAAUUCGCAUUCGUAGAUGGAUUGUCUGAACUAUUCUACGCACCAGCAGCCACAGCCACUCCUGCUAGUGUCUCACCGGCUGGUAUGGGAAGCAGCCCACGCACAACCCUUCCCAUGCGGUCUCCACCUGGUGCUGUGCCUGGAAGGUCACCGCAGCCGGUGAGACCGACAGCUACAGCAGUAAGAGGAAAUCUGGCGAAGCCAGCGGAGUCUGGAAUUGCAAAGAAGCUCCAUUUCACUGGCCGUGGUCUCGCUUCCCUCGACGCACUGGAAGCCGAUAUCUCCUCGGUGAUUGAGCAGCAGAAGAGCUCAAUGGAAGAUGGGGAUGAGCUUCUACUCAUUAUAGACCAGCCUGACUUGCUCCUUGCGGCAACAAGUCCCAGUAUGGGAAUUGGUGCAACAGAGAUGGCGGAGUGGAUCACAGGGCUACAACAGCGUGCACAUGCUACAGUUUUGACGUUGGCUACGGAUGCACCGUUAAUACACAAUGCAUCUACAAUGUCUGGGCAGUUGGCGACGCCCAUAGAGACCGAACAUGCGGCACUUGCUAUCGGGCUGGCGCAUCGGGCUCGGUCGGUAAUGCAGCUCCGCACUCUGGAUACAGGGGCAGCAAAGGAUGUGAGCGGAGUGCUGCGAAUCAGCCGAGGUGGUGGAAUGAUCACCGAAGAGGACAACCUGGAGGAGCGAGAGGCAUUGUACUUCAUCCAACGGGAUGGGGGUGUCAAGGUAUUCGGGCGUGGGGAAUCAUGA